Molecule: messenger RNA, 531 nt
Organism: Solanum stenotomum
Lineage: Eukaryota; Viridiplantae; Streptophyta; Magnoliopsida; Solanales; Solanaceae
Exons: 4
Coding region: 1-531 (176 amino acids)
Source: RefSeq, a predicted model, not a curated record
AUGAAAAGUACAACUCCAAUAGGCUCUAUUAUGUUGAUUUCAUUUGAGGAUGAGGUUAUAUUUGUGGCUAACAUCCAGGCACAACCUCCGGGACAAGUAUUUAAUGUUGAGGCUGAAUUGUCCCUUGCAAGUAAGGAUCAACGCUUUAGUGUGUUAGCAUGCUCAAAUUGUAAGCAAUUGUUCACGAGAUAUAACGUGCGAAGGGAAAUCUACUGCACAAGUUGUCAUCGUUCCACACAUCUUAUUCCUAGAUGUCAAUUCGAAGUUACUAUUAAGGACAACAACGGUUUUGCAACAACUAUUGUUUUGGAUGAAAUUGCAGAGAAAAUGUUGCACCUCACUUUAGAAGAAAUUUAUGAAAUUUGCUUCGUCAAGAAAGAAACAUUAUUGCUCCAAAAUAUGGAAGAUCAACUGAACGGCAAGAUAUUCAACAUUCAAAUGAAAAGGCUAUUUACAAAAAAAUUGGAUGCAAUACUAAAAUUAUCCAUUUUGUCUUACAUGGAGAAACAAGAUGUGAUUAUAAACCAAUAA